AUUUUUACCUAAGUGACAACUGGUUUGAUAACGAAUUCUGUAAAUCCCCUAUAUGUGUUUUUAUCAAAAUAAUCCUUCAAUGUAAGAUUAGGUUAUGUAAAACUGAAAACAGAAAUACCAGAGAAUAUUAUAACCUUAUUCUUUAUUUGUUUAGUUCUUUCAUCACGUUCGUAAUCCGUUUAUAAAAAACUAAUCGUUCACAAUCAGGGAAGCAUUCAGAUUUAUUUAUUUACUUAAAGUGCCUCCUGUAUUCGGAAUGAUAAUCAUGUUUGUGUUAUUUACUGCCAAAAAAAUUAACAAUGAUUACAUCGUCAUUUCCAAAAGAAUAAUUGUAAUGUGAGGAAUAAUUGUUUGUUUUGCUUUUGGAUGGAGCGCUACCAAUAGGUAGUUUCUCUUCAUGUUGUAGCAGACAGAGUAUCAUGUAGAGGCUUGACAAUAGGUUCCAAAAUAUCGUCCUGAUAGUUUUUAGUGGUUGUUUUAACUCCUUCACGAAAAUGCAGCUUUGUGGUGCCAUCAAAGCAAACUCCCCAAGAGCCAUCACUGAGGAAGGGUCAUGACCUCUUUCCACUCUUCCAAUGACUUCCUGGACUUCUAAGCUUCUUUAGACCGCACAAACGAUCAUUUUGGCGAUUAAAUUUUUCUUUAAUUGUAAAAAUUUUCUCAUCGCUAAACAAAGCUUUCGAUGAAGACCAUUGGUGUAACGGCCAAGGAGCACAUUGCAUUUAUCCACUUUAAUUUUUUUUAGGGAAGUUGUUAGCCUUUGUCCUGCCAUUCUUCGAGAUGCGCCCAUUCUAAGGCACUAGCAGAUCCAGCAUUGGGGUGCCCCGCCCCCUCCCCGGGAGGUGAAAAAAAUGUUAUGAGAGGUAAAGCUAACCAUUUAUUCGACAUAUUCUCCGCUUGCCCUCACGUCUUCUACUGGUACACUGGAGUACACUGGAGUAUGGAAACUUUUUUUGGAGGGGAGGAGCCAUUAUACAGUCGAACGUAACGUCUUAAUAUUUCAAACUCCCAUAUUGCCUGAAAGGCAGGGAAAGGUUUAAAUAAAUAAAUAAAAUAGUAAGUUUCCUUUAGCUCAUUGCCAAAAAUUUAAGUUCUCUGCAAGUACUGAAGUUGAGCAGCGUGAUAUAAUUCAGCAAUAUGAAGAGUUUUUAACAAGAGAAAGAUGAUGUAAGGAACUAAGGAAAAUCUUGUGGAUACAAUUUCUCACACUUGUUUUUCUCCUAAGAUAUAAUCACUUGGAUGUCUACUUUUUAGAGUUUCCAAAGCCUAUUUUAAUUGGUGUACAUAUGAUCAUCAAAACAGUUAGAAAAUAGUUGGUUAAAUGUUUGAGACGUUGACCGAGAUAGAUUAAGGUGUGUGAUGUAAGUCUGUUCCUUAAUUCCUAUGAACUUGCUCUUUCUACGGCGCCUUCAAAGAAACGAACGUGAGAAUUAGAAGCAUCAAGGUUGACGGAAUAGAUGAUGCUCCAGCAAGUCUUAAAAGCACGGGGGAGGACAUAAACACAAGACCAUUUCUAUCAGUAUUAAGCUACAAAGGAUAUCAACUAAAAUCUAGACAAAUAAAUUGAUCCCGAUCAAUAGGAAGAAGUAUAUAGAUGUUGAUAUAACAAGACAUUCAUCAUGACUGAAGGCUCCAGCAGUCAGAACGCGAUCUGUGAUCCUUUUGUCUUUAUCGCUAUGGAUGGUCGCAAUCUAUGCGACAGUGGUAAUGGAAUAGAAAGUAACAUAACUAUAUCUUAAAAUCACUUCAGACAGCUUUAUCAUAUCGUCAAGACAUAUCGAGGUCUGCGUGCAGGAGCCUUAUAGAUUGAUAGGUAAGCAACGAUCAGCUGAACCAGAGGAUUGGAAGUUAACAUCUAAGCCAACUACUAUCAUUGCUUCUAUAUAUAAGUACAUAUAUCAGAGAUAGAAUUCAUGGUUAAGCUAGAAACUUAAGGAUUAUUUUGAGCUCAGAUAAACGGUGAUACUUGUUUACCCAACAGUUGCACGGAUAACUAUAAUCGUCUACCGUUCAAUCAAGGUACUGAUACUAUAAAUAAUCUAGAUAGAAAUAACGGAAAACUCGUUUUAAUUCAAGAAGAAUUGAAAGUAUUUUCAAAAGUAACCUAACACUCUGGUUAUCGCGUCAUAGUAAAGAAGUAUUGAAAACGUCAACAAUCAUGGAAUUAAAUUGAAAAAGACUAUCUGGAAUCUCUUAUCAAACAUUUUAUAGGAGUGAUAAGCACUAACGGAUCGAGGAUUUAAUUUUGGUUAGGGCUUCAGCCCGAAAGCUUUAUUUUUUUUACAAUAUUACGAUAAUUACUAUGGAAGAAAAAAGAAAGAAACUACCUACCUAUAUUAAAUACUGUUCAAAUGAUUCUUGAAGUUCUAUUGAAUGCAAUUAGAUGAACAAUAAUACUUUCAGAGAUAUUUUUUUUAUACGAGUUUCGUAAAACAUUUUUAUAGGGAGAGGGUGAUUCAGACCGAAAACUCUCCUCCCCCCCCUCGUUGUCAUAAGUGAAAUUCAUAACAUGAAGGGUUCGCGAUAACCAAUGGCAUCAAGAAAAUACUCAAAAAAAAAAAAUGAAAAAAUUACGAAACAAUGGAUAAAAUGGAGAAUAAUUAUUUGAUAUGAUUAUCUGGUUUAAUUCACUAUUAGUAAUAUCUUCUCUUUCCUUCCAAAUGUCAAAAGAUUAGCUAGUUGACAUGUAUAUUAAGAAUUUGUUUGUAUAUUAUAAUCCAAAUCCACCAAUGAUAAUAAUUUUUUAUUUAAUCUUAUAAAUAAACAUAAAUAAAUACAUAUGCUGGAAGAGUUUGUGUCAUUAAGCUGACAACACUGAAGUAUAUGAUUUUGGACGUUUUCUUUCACACUAGUCAGUGUUGAACGGAGUUCUGUUCAGGGUUAGUUGUUUUAUAGGUUAACACAAUGCCGAUUAAAGAUAUUGCAUCUGUAACUGGGGAUGCUAUGCUCAUAGUAGAACAGAAAGAUGGAAAAGACAAAAUACCUAGCAGCCUAAAAAAGGAUAAAUUAAUAUUACCAAUAAAUACUACAUUACAAGAUGUGAACACAGGAGAAAUAACCAUUAAGGAAGAACCAGAGGAUGAAGAACCAUCACGCACAUUAGAUGAUAACGCUGUAGUCACCAUAAAAAGCGAGCCAGAUGAAUUUGAAUCAGGUGAUAAUUCUUCACUUCAAAGGUCUAAAAGUGUAACUCCUUAUAAAUGUCAUCAUUGUGGAUUAGAGUGGGAUAAAUUUAAUGAUCUCAGAAAACAUAUCAAAUCCAAGCACAUUCCAAAGAGGUUAAAGUACAAAUGCCACUACUGCUCCUUCAGAGGAAGUUUGCUUAUUCAUUUAAAAAAACAUACGAAAGAGAAGCAUGCAGGUGCAGCCUUGCUAUGUUGCCCAUAUUGCUACUACCAGACCUGCGUUCCGUAUUGCUUAAGGUACCAUGUUAUCAACAAGCAUCUUAAGGGAAAUUCUGAACAUACAAUUGGUGCAGAACAUUUAUUAAAUUUAAAAAAUAGAUAUCACAACGAUGCAAUUCUCACACAUGGUAAUGAAGCUAAUAAUGAAAAUUCUCAAGCUACAUUAAAGAGUGAACCUCCAGAAAUUGAAUCAGAUGAAAAUGUCGGUGUUUCUGUAAAAAGUGAACCUUUAGAUUUUCAACUUGACGAUGACUUACCGUUUCGAGGUUUUGAAACUUCUACGCCAUAUAAGUGUUAUCAUUGUGGAAUAAAGCGAGACAAGUUCAGUGAUAUAAGGAAACAUAUCAAGUCGAAGCAUAUUGUGCAAUCAUUAAAGCGGCUUUGUCCAUACUGUUGCUUCAAAGGUUCCUGUUUGCGUCAGCUAAAAAAUCAUGUAGAGAAAAACCAUCCGAAGGAGAGAACAUUGUGGUGCCCAUAUUGCUAUUAUCAAACUUCUAUACCAUUCUGCUUGAGGUUUCAUGUUAUCAAGAGGCAUAUCAAAAGAAAAUCUAAAUAUAGAGCUGGUGCAAAACUAUGUCAAGAUUUGAAAAAAAUGACUUAUAAUUAUUCCUCGAAAUUGUCUAAUGGAGUUGGUGCUAAUUCAAAGAAGAAUUGUGUUAUUCCUAAAGCUUCCGUGUUACAUGGCAUCCAGCUGUACGAGUGUUUUUAUUGCCAUAAGAGCUGGCAAGAUCUUGAUGUGCUGAGGUCUCACAUUGACCUUAUCCACAUAAAACCUUGUGGUCAAAAAAGGAAACUAAUAUGGAAAGAUCGGCCUAAUAAAUGUCCCCAUUGCAACUACAGAACAGCACAAGAAGACUAUUUGAAGCAACACAUCAACGCUAAGCAUACAAAAGCUGAGGUGUAUUCAUGUCCCUACUGCCCAUACAUCGCUUAUAUGAAGAACUCCCUCACCUACCAUUUAAAAGUCAAACACACGAACACAAACGAAAAACUUUGCUGCCCACAUUGUGAUUUCACUGCCUUUACCAGCAGCAUUUUAAAAUAUCACAUAAUUGGUGAGCAUACUAAAGACAAACACCUUUCUUGCCCUCAUUGCGAUUACAAAUCUUUCAGACCUUACCUAUUAAGAUUUCACUUGUUAAAACAUACCAAAGAAAAAAAUUACCCGUGUCGAGAGUGUAAUUACAAGGCAUCCCGUCUCGAGGUAUUAAAACAUCAUGUUAAAUCUAAACACAAUCCUGAAAAAUUUAAGUGUCAAUUUUGUGUUUUUAAAUGUCCUCAAUAUUCCCAACUGAAGAUACACCUUCAUCUAGAUCACCGGGAUGAACUUAUGCAUAAGUGCCCACAAUGUGAUUACAAAGCUGCUAGGGCUUAUACCUUAAGGUGUCACUUGCAACUGAAGCAUAAUAGUGAAAAGAAUUUUUCAUGCAAUCUGUGUAGUUACAAAACAUCGUUGGAUACUAAAUUAAAACUCCACAUGGAUAUCAAGCAUUGUGCGGAGAAGAUGCUGAAGUGUCCCCAUUGCAGUUAUGAAGUAGCUCAAGCUUUCUCAUUAAAGAAUCAUAUUAAAAUCAAACACGAACGUGACAAACCACACAAAUGCCCAAACUGUGAUUAUAGUUGUGCAUCUGCUUCUUACCUGCUUUCACAUAUUAGAGUAAAGCAUACGAAAGAGAAGAUUUUCAAGUGUGAGUAUUGUGAUUAUACUUCGGGGUCCAACAGUAGUCUAAAAUAUCAUGUAAAAUCUAAACACAUAAAGGAUAUUUUCCGGCAGUGCCCCCAUUGUGAAUACAAUGCUCUCACUUCCAGCGCGUACAGUCGCCACAUGAAACGAGUGCAUUCUAAUGAGAAACCGUUUAAGUGCUCGUACUGUGAUGCUAAGUAUCCUUUUGGUUGGGAAUUGAAGCGCCACAUUAAAAUCCACCAUUCGCAUACUGAUGAUGGUAUAUGACCACCAUCAGUACCCUCUUCAAUGUAAAUAAUCCUAUUUCUCUAGUCAAUAUUCGUUAUUUGAAGGCAAACUAUUCUUUUUUAUUCGAAAGUCUUAUCGAUAAUCUUUAAUUUAUGAUCAAUUUAUAUAUAUAUAUAUAUAUAUA
Messenger RNA from Nezara viridula (southern green stink bug), 5500 nucleotides. NCBI's taxonomy places the organism in Eukaryota, Metazoa, Arthropoda, Insecta, Hemiptera, Pentatomidae. The record is from the annotation of a GenBank genome assembly.